Molecule: messenger RNA, 3451 nt
Organism: Oldenlandia corymbosa var. corymbosa
Lineage: Eukaryota; Viridiplantae; Streptophyta; Magnoliopsida; Gentianales; Rubiaceae
Source: the annotation of a GenBank genome assembly
CGAACAACGAACAAGUUGUUAGUUGUCAAUGAGUUUUCAGUUUUGUACUCAACGCUCACACCCUUGGGAUUCGAUCCAAUUUCCCUUCCAUUUUCCAUUUUCCCUUGGCCACUUUACAGUAAAGAAGAAGAGAGAGAAGAUAGAGGGCGAGAAAGAAAACAAUUCUAUCAAUUCAACAUAUUACUACACCGAGGAAGAACUCCAACUUUUGGUUGGAAUAACUACUCAGAAUCGUCUUCUUCGAUUUUCCUGUUUAGAGCUCUGUUUCGUUCCAAUUUCCAUUUCCAGAUCAAAGCAUGUUCAAUUCUGCAAACCUUACCUUGGAUGCUCACUGUUUGCUGAUGAAAACGAACAAGGUGCUACACUCUUAGAACUGGACUUUUGACUUGGGGACUUUUGUAUGUCUGGUCCUGUGGCCACAGUUGAUGAUGUUGAAGAUGCUCCCCAUUUGUCAGAAAGCGGAUUAUCUGCUGAUGCCUUGUCACUUGGUGAAAGCAAUCGAUCAUUAAAAUUUUCUAAUGGGGUAGUUUCUCAUAGAUCAUCUGAGCACCCUUCACUUCGGUUCGGAGAGGUCUUCCUUCGGAAUGGAGAAGCGUACUCUGGCUCCUUAAUUGGGAAUGUACCAGAGGGUUCUGGUAAAUAUUCCUGGUUAGAUGGUUGCAAAUAUGAGGGUGAGUGGCGAUGUGGAAUGCGGCACGGUUAUGGGAAGCUUCAAUGGCCAUCAGGUGCUGUGUACGAGGGGGAUUUCUCUGGAGGUUAUAUGCACGGUACAGGCACAUAUACUGGACGAGAUCACAUCACCUAUAAGGGCCGUUGGAAAUUAAACCUUAAACAUGGUUUAGGAUUCCAAGUAUACCCCAAUGGAGACGUGUUUGAAGGAGCUUGGAUUCAAGGAAAUCCGGAAGGGCCUGGGAAGUACAUAUGGGCCAAUGGAAAUGUCUACGUUGGAAAUCUGAAAGGAGGAAAGCUUUCAGGGAAAGGUACUCUCACGUGGGCCAAUGGGGACUCUUAUGAAGGGAACUGGCUAAAUGGUAUGAUGAAUGGAUUUGGUAUAUAUACAUGGAGUGAUGGCAGUUGCUAUAUUGGUACAUGGACCAGGAGUUUAAAGGAUGGGAAAGGGACAUUUUACCCAAAAGGGGGCAAACUUCCUGCUGGUCAGGAACUGUAUCUCAAUGCUUUAAGGAAGCGAGGGCUGCUACCGGAUUUAAGAAAACAAAAUCAGGUUUCGCAUAUUCAUCAAGCUUCUUCAAUUGAAGUGGGGGCCGCCGCUAAAGUUGUUGGAAAUAGAGGAUCUCAUCAGAGUCCAGCUGAUAAGCUUUCUAACGGAGAUCUACUGAAAUGGGAGCAGUCUCGUUCCACAAAUGUGUCUAUAGAACGGCGUUGGAGCCUGGAGGUAGCGAUUGAAAAAGUUAUAGGAAAUGAUUUAUCUUUGUACGGCGAAGAUAAUGAGAACGAAAGAGAUCCUCCAAUCCUGGAAAGAGAAUACAUGCAAGGUGUCUUAAUCAGUGAACUUGUCAUCAGCGACAGUUUUUCACCAUCAUCAAAAAGAGUGAGAAGGCGACAAAAGAAACUUGCAAAGGAGAUAAAGAGGAUAGGAGAAACAAUAAUUAAAGGUCACAGGAGUUACGAUCUUAUGCUCAGUUUACAGCUCGGAAUCAGAUAUACAGUCGGGAAAAUAACACCUAUCCAGAGACGAGAUGUUAGGGCUUCUGAUUUUGGCACCCGUGCCAGCUUCUGGAUGAACUUUCCCAAGGAGGGAUCACAAUUGACUCCUCGGCAUCAAUCAGAGGAUUUCAAGUGGAAAGACUAUUGUCCAAUGGUUUUUAGGAAUCUGAGGGAAAUGUUUAAGAUUGAUACUGCUGACUAUAUGAUGUCAAUUUGUGGAAAUGAUGCGCUUCGGGAACUUUCUUCUCCUGGGAAAAGUGGUAGUGUGUUUUUCCUCUCUCAAGAUGAUCGUUUCAUGAUCAAGACCUUACGAAAAUCAGAACUCAAGGUUCUUUUGAGAAUGCUUCCAUCCUAUUAUCAUCAUGUGCAAAAAUAUGACAACACUCUGAUCACCAAGUUUUUUGGCCUUCACAGGAUAAAGCCAUUCAGCGGUCAAAAGUUUCGAUUUGUCGUAAUGGGUAAUAUGUUCUGCACGGAGCUCAGGAUCCAUCGAAGGUUUGACUUAAAAGGUUCUUCGCUGGGGCGAUCUGCAGACAAGGUUGAAAUUGAUGAGAACACAAUACUCAAGGAUCUGGACUUAAACUAUUGCUUUUAUCUGGAACCUUCUUGGCGUGAGGCCCUUAUGAAGCAGAUUGAGAUUGACAGCAAAUUUCUGGAAUCACAGAACAUAAUGGAUUACAGCCUAUUGCUUGGUGUUCACUAUAGGGCACCUCAACACUUGAGAUCUCUCAUGUCACACAGUAAAAGACUCGUAGCAGAUGGACUUGAAAUUGUUGCAGAAGAAGGUAGAUCAUAUGCUUGUUUUUGUAUUUUUGUUAAGAUAGAAGAUAACUCAUAAGUAUACUAGGUGGAAAAGAAGUUGAGAACUAAAAAUAAUUUGUCUUAUUAUGUUUCUUUCAUUUUUUUUGGUGCGGGUUUGUCAUUAGUAUUAGUAACAACCUCAGGCGGUACACCAUUUAAGAUGAGACCCAAUCUUCGUUCUCUUGAGACUGUUUUCAGUGAAGAAAAAGAACUUUUUUAUUUCAGAAUCUAUGGAGGAUGAAAUAUCUCCGGAAGGCCUCAUUUUGGUCCCCAGCGGCGGUGAUGAUAAUAGUGUUGUUGUGGGUCCCCACGUCAGAGGUAGCCGAUUGCGAACAUCAUCUGCAACAGGUGAUGAAGAAGUUGAUCUUCUGCUUCCUGGAACUGCAAGGUACUUCUCCUUUACUAAAAGAAAAUUAUGCCUGGAGUAACUAUAUUUCAUUUCUCAUUCACAGUUUUUGCCGGUGUUUUGCAGACUCCAGAUACAACUUGGAGUUAACAUGCCCGCAAGGGCGGAGCUGAUUCCCGGUAGAGAAACCAGUCAAAUCUUUCACGAGGUUUAUGACGUCGUUUUAUACCUAGGCAUUAUUGACAUUUUGCAAGAGUACAACAUUGGUAAGAAGAUUGAACAUGCCUACAAAUCGAUGCAGUUUGACUCCAUCUCUAUAUCAGCUGUAGAUCCUAUUUUUUACUCCCAGAGGUUUCUGGAUUUUAUGAAGAAGGUAUUUCCCCCUAAUACGGUAGUAAACUAGAAGAUUAAAACCCCAGGCAGGAAGUUUUUGCCUUUACCACUGGAACAGCAGAUACCGUGCAAAACAAUUCAAAUAUUCUUCUCUUCAUAAUUGUUUGUAUUGCUUUUGUGUCGCCAUUACUAUACAAGUUGAUUAUUCUGGGAGAGGAAACUGGUCUAUACGCAUUAUUUUGAGAUCGAACCCUGGAAUAUAUUUUUGCUUGCAAUUUAUAAGCGGCUCCAAACUUUGGACUCACC